Anisakis simplex (herring worm) is the source of this 660-nucleotide messenger RNA. The record is from the annotation of a GenBank genome assembly. Lineage: Eukaryota; Metazoa; Nematoda; Chromadorea; Rhabditida; Anisakidae.
ACUGCACCGCCUCCCGCUUGCCUGCCCUUAGGGCCAGAGCUGAUGGCUGGCUUGCAGUUGGGCAGCGAANGAACACGUCAGUCGGAGUGCUUCAACUCCGCUAGAAUGCUGCUAUUGAUGGCGAGAUGGCGUUUAUUGGGCGCCGUCGUGGCGAUUUUGCUCUUUGGCGCCAUGGAACAGGUUUGGGCGACCGGGGCGACGACGGCGCCGGUGUUUGACUUCCUCCAGGACGACGAGAUCAGCGCGCUACCGGGUGCGGAGCAAUUGGAAAUUAAUUUCAGGCACUUUUCGGGAUUUUUCAAAGUUUGUGAUGAUGAUCUGGCUUGCGAUUUNCCGGUGAUAUUCUGGUUUAACGGUGGACCGGGUUGUUCGUCUUUGGAUGGACUGCUGAAUGAGAUGGGCCCGUAUCUGGUGAACGCUGAUGGGAAAACACUACGGGCAAAUGAAUACGCUUGGAAUAAGAUGGCCUCGGUGAUCUAUAUUGAGUCACCGGCCGGUGUCGGCUAUUCGUAUGCGACAGACGGCAACAUUACGACAAAUGAUGACCAGGUAAGGUGCUCUGGCUAUAUGGCUGCGAAAAUGCUAUAUGGCUGCAAAAUUCGUGCAAUUUUUGAAGAUCUGAAGAUAUGUGGCUGUUUCAGAUGUCGCUUUUUCUAUUGA